This is a messenger RNA of Epinephelus lanceolatus (giant grouper), 2893 nucleotides long. The record is from RefSeq and is a predicted model, not a curated record. Lineage: Eukaryota; Metazoa; Chordata; Actinopteri; Perciformes; Serranidae.
AUGAUGUGGCGUAUGCGCUGUCGCUCCAGGACAAUCUGUCUGUCCUUGGCCUUCAUCACCAUUUUCCUCCACCUCCUCCUGGCAUUUGUCUCUCUUCCCAUCUACCACCAGCCCUGUGACCCCCCACUGCUACCCAGGACACACAUCCUGAGAGACCUGGCACACACUGACUACACCUCCAUGGGGAUUCGUCAUCCAGCUGAGCCCCUGACAGAUACCAGACAAAUAGAUUAUUCCGAUAAAGGUGCCAGUAAGGAUGCCAAAGGUCAUGUGCAAACACUUUCUGACGUGGCUGAACCUGUGGAGUCUGGGCUAUCAAAACUGGAGAUGCUGUUUGACCAUCCCCUUUACAAUAUGCCCAGCCCUCCUAUCCCUGAGGGUGACUGGCUGUUGAAAGUGAAACCACAGAUCAAGGCUAGUGAGAAGAGCUCCCAGAUGUGGGUGAGUGCUAGCCAGGAAGGUUACGAGGAUACUCAGUGGAACAGCAACAGUACCAGCCACCCUCCUUGGCUGCGCUUCCACCUGGGCAUCUCCCGCUGGCAGCUGUAUCCCCAUCGUGACCCCAACAUGGAGCAGCUGACCCAGCAGCUCGCCACGCACCCCAUCGUCAGCGCAGUGCAGAAGUCUGGGGGGACGCAACUGAAGCUGGUGAUGUCAUUUCCUAACUAUGGACAAGCCAUGUUUAAACCCAUGAAGCAGGAGAGAGAUGAAGAAACCAAUUACAACCUGUAUUACUUCUCAGACUUUGAGAGACACAAUGCAGAAAUCGCUGCUUUUCACCUGGACAGGAUUUUGGGUUACAGGCGAGUGCCACCAGUGGUUGGGAGGCUGGUUGAUGUUGUCAAGGAGAUCAAAGAUGUCACUACCGACCGCAAGCUGGCCCGAACCUUUUUUACGUCCCCUGUGGGUAAUCUGUGUUUCUACGGCCAGUGCAGCUACUACUGUUCAACAGAGCACGCUGUGUGUGGCCGCCCCAGAGACCUGGAGGCCUCCCUGGCUGUCAUGCUGCCAGAUCUCUCCCUGGCUGUCCGCAGGAGCUGGAGAUCCCCCUGGAGACGCUCUUACAGCCGCAGCAAGCUGGCAAAGUGGGAGACGGAGCCAGACUACUGUUCAACUGUGACAAAGACUGCGCCGUACAAUAAAGGCACAAGACUUGUGGACUUCAUAGACAUGGCCAUUCUGGACUUCUUGAUGAGUAACAUGGACAGACACCAUUAUGAAACUUUUGAGAAGUUUGGCAACAAUACCUUCCUACUACACCUUGACAAUGGCAGAGCAUUUGGACGUCACUCCAAAGAUGAGCCUUCGAUCCUAGUUCCUCUAGAACAGUGUUGCAGAAUCCGGCGCUCCACUUGGCUCCGCCUGCGUCUACUGUCUUUGCCACAGUAUCGUCUCAGUGAUGUCAUGAGGGAGUCGCUCUCCCAUGAUCCCCUUCACAGCGUAGCUCCAUUGCUGUCAGAGCCCCACCUCACUGCUCUCGAUCGCCGCCUGAAAACUGUGCUGGAGACUGUAAGUCGUUGCCAGAAGAGACAUGGUGGUGAUGAUGAGGUCUUCUAUGAUGACAUGGCCAACUUGAAGGACAUGGUCACACCUGCUGGGUAGGGCUGUACCUCCUGUAUGUUAUUUCAUCAAUAUGUAUGAUUACAGGUCACACUGAUGAGAACAAUGAUGAGAAGCAACAAUGGAAAGGACUGUCGGUCAAAUAUUUAAGGCAAUUUUAAGACUUUUACAACACUUGCACCAUUUCCUAGGAAGUAUUGUGAUUAUUAUAAAGUAUUGAAAAUUCAGUAUUGGAAAAACAAAAAAAAACUUUCAUUAACUUGAAAAGUUGGAGCUUUCAAAUGUGAUGACAACAAAACUGGUCUGUUACAGGUUAAAUAUUUGUGCGAUUUUUGACUAUGUUUAAUCCAGGUUAGUUUAGCUGCUGACGAAGAAUUUUACUUUAGCUUUGAUAGUUGUUUUCAAUCAGUUCAUACUUUAUUCUUUUGAUCUUGGAUAUCCCAAAUAUAUUAGUAAACAUGAAAAAUUCUCUUCCAAAUAGAAAAACUUCAGUGUUAAAAUUUGAAUUUGUGAUGUCAUAGGGUAUAAAGUAUAAAGCUGCUCCACAGACAAUGAAUUGGGAGAGAUGAUCUAAAUGACACUGAGAGCAUCCAGGGGAAUGUUCUAAGUAUACAGGGACAUUUUCUGUUUCAGAACUGAAAACCCUACAGUACAAUUAAGCUCUUUUGGGUAUAAAAAAGAGAACAAACAUUCUGUGGAUCCACAAAAUCUGGCUUCUAUUCAUUGUCAUUGCAGCUUCAGACUGUUUACUUGAUGACAUCACAAGUAUGAGACUUCUCUGGUUUCUGUCUUUGAGGGAGAGCAGCUCAUGUUCAUACAUAUUGAUUAAACUUUCCUAGAGCAUGAAAUAAUAUACCAGAAUUCUUAAUUUAGGUGGUAUUCCACUUUGACAUAAUACAUUGACUGUCUUGACCUGGACUGCUCUGUUGUAAGGGAAAUGUUUUCAGUAAAAUUAACAUUUUUGCCAAUCCUGCUGUUUAGUAGGUUUUUUUAAUGCAAAUGAACAGCCCUAUACACAGUAUACAGCAUAACUUGGUAUUAUCCUCAUGAUUCCUUUGUCCUUUUAAUAUUUAAAAGACCAGUGUGUAGAAUUUAAUGCCAUCUAGUGGUGACAUUGCAGAUUGCAAUGAACUGAAUACCCUCCCCCCACCUCUUUGCCUGAUUUCAGACAGAAUUGUCAACUUGUUACACUCCACUACCAUAGGGUAGGGGGAUUUGAUUUGACCUAACCAGUCACUAGAGACCAAUGUACACCCUUAAAGCUCACAGCAUUUUAAGUCGAAACUGAUGCAUAGCCAUUCCCACGUACUGGUUUUAAGGGUGAAGUGAAGAA